This is a messenger RNA of Teleopsis dalmanni, 477 nucleotides long. Its product is annotated as putative small proline-rich protein 5. NCBI's taxonomy places the organism in Eukaryota, Metazoa, Arthropoda, Insecta, Diptera, Diopsidae. The transcript has 2 exons. The coding region runs from base 1 to 477 and encodes 158 amino acids. The record is from RefSeq and is a predicted model, not a curated record.
AUGUAUACAACAUGUGAGUGCAUUAAACGAAACGGCCUACAGGACAAAUGCCCCCGAUCUAUGUGUCAAGGUCGCUCGGCAUGUAUGUGUUUCCCAACGCCAAACUGCUGUCCAGCUGCAUUUCCUUUACGGUAUGCGAAUAUGACAAUGGGUUGCAAUAAGCGAGCUCGUUGCCCCGGUCAAGGAGGAUGCUGUCCACCGCCCUCACCUUGCUGUCCAGCACCUUGCAGUGGUUGUCCAGAUCCUUGCGGAGCACCAGCACCAGUACCUUGUUCACCAUCACCGCAAUGCUGUCCUCCAAUGCCUGAGUCUGGCAUACCAGAUCCACGUAUUUGGAAUGUUUGCAACACACCACCAUCUUACCCAUGCGAAUUCGUUUGUCCGAGUCGUUAUUUAAAACGCAUUAAGGAAUGCUGCAACUAUCCAUGUCCAUGUCUGGGCCAUUGCUACAACACUCCCCCAAAACCAUGUUGUUAG